AUUUCGGAAGUGCGAGGAGGAUGUGCUGACAACGGCGCUUUCACGUUUGUCAAACCAUCAUCUACCUUGAAGAAAUGCUCUGCAGCUCGUGAAAAUGGUCUGAGGCCCGUCCAGAAAACAGCACCAUCAGCACCCUCUGAUGUCAUUCUGCUGGACCGGUGUUUCUGGUCAGCAUCCAGCGCCUUUCUCAACUUCUUCGCCUUUCCACUUGUAUCUACACUAGCUCAUCAACGCUGAUUGAACGGAGUGGUCGGAAACACGAUUGUGGCAACCAUCGACAAUCAAGCAUUUCGUCUCACCUGACACAUCGACGGUAGUCUCCACGCUAAUGAGCUAAUCACGAUAUUCUCACGGAAAAAAAUCACGCCCUACACGACCUCUGGGAGCCUCGCUUGUGAGCCUUGCAGAUGAUCUAUUUGCCCAAGGAUUCAUGGACCAAUACUCUUUGCAGGUCUCUGCACAUCACCAACGCCUAAAUGCUGAGCUGGGGAGCUUGCCAAAAAGGAAGUCAAGCCUAUCAUCGUGGAUGAUGCACACUUUUUCCAGCAGGGUGACUGGUGAUCAAUGGCGGAAUCAUGGUCCUGUCCGAGGCUUCACCGGCUUGCCAGCAGCAUACUAGGAGGCGUUCUCGUACUUCCGGAUCUGCCGGCGAGUCUUGUCAAAGUCACAAGGCUCCACCUGGCUCUACUAUACGUUCGCACUAAAGCUGGGGAGGACAUGAUCAUGAUAUUGGCUCUGGUGAGUCUGAUCAAGGUAAGAUUAGUCAUGUUUGCUUCACUGAUGCAAGACCUGCAUGAAGCAGAAUUUCGUCUGCAAGCUGGGUAAACAUCUUGUGACGCAGUCUUUCUCGCAUCCGGCCCGUCCGUCCUCAUGUCGACACACUAGGGGUCGGUACUCCCUAUAAGAAUCUCGAGCUUUCCGUCCUUCAAACCUCGGAAGGCAUCAAUCUCCAGCUCCAAUUCCAGGCGUCUUGUCCGAGCCAGACGAAACCUAGAUCAUUCCAAUCACUUUUCCCCGUAAUUCCAUUGCUAGACAGGCACAAUGGGUAACCACGCGCUCCAAACCAACCCCUUCGUGGUGAACGGCAAGACCGUCGAUAUCCACAUCACAACUCGAGGCUCAGACUGGAUCUUCGCCCUCAUGGCAAUCACGGGCACUGUCUUCCUCUGCAUCCUCGGCGCCAGCUUCAUGAAGCCCGUCAAGAACCGAUUCUUCUUCUACACUCUGGCCAUUCCCGCCUUCGUCGCAAUGGUCGUCAACUUCUCUAUUGCUUCCAAUCUUGGCUGGACUCCAAUCGACGUUGAAUGGCGCCGCACCGAUGACGAAGUUGCCGGCAUCAACCGUCAAAUCUGGUAUGUGCGCUACAUCGGCUGGUUCCUGAUUUGGCCAAUACUCACCGUGGCCAUUCUUUUGACCUCUGUUGUCCCGACCCUAUACAUUCUGUGGACUUGCUUCCUCACUGCCUCGAUGGCUGUCCUCGCAACCGUUGGUGCUCUGGUUCGCUCAGACUAUAAGUGGGCCUACUAUGUGUUCUGGCUCUUCGCCUGGCUCCUGGUCGGCUACCACCUGAUCUGGCUUCCCCGCAAGUACGCCAAUACUCUCGGCUUGGACGUCUUCCGCAUCCACAAUGUCUCCUCCGGUCUCCUCUGGGCCCUCUUCGGCUUGUAUCCUAUCUGUUGGGGUGUUUCUGAAGGGGGCAACGUCAUCCCUCCCGACUCCGAACUCAUCUACUACGGUGUCCUCGACUUCGUGCUGAUCCCUGUCCUGUCCGGCUACUUCCUCUGGGCACACUGGAACAUCGAUCCCGCCCGCCUCGGUCUCACUAUGCGAACCUACGAGGACCCUCUGCCAGGCACCUUGGUCCAGCACGAGAAGCAGACAGGCCCUGCUCCCGCGGCUGGCGUUACCAACGGCGCUCCCGCUGCUGCUCCAGUGACCGAGCCGGCUACUGUUUAAGCGUCGCGACCGAGCUUACCAAGAGCGCGUCUAAGGACUUGUGCAUACGGUUGCGACAAGAUGCGACACGACAAGAUCUAUGCCAAGUCGAACAUGAUACCCCAGGAAAAAUUCGAAGGACCUAAUAUGGAGAGUUGGGCUGCUUUUACACGUAGCCAACAAAGAUGAAAGUGCGUACGGUGGAUGUGGAAGGAUUUCCUUGCUCAAUUUGAUCUGAGAUACCCACUCGUUUAGACGGAUAUACCCAUGUACCUUAAUAGUAAUAUCAUCAAUAAGUACCAAUGAAUAUCAA
Molecule: messenger RNA, 2248 nt
Organism: Exophiala xenobiotica
Lineage: Eukaryota; Fungi; Ascomycota; Eurotiomycetes; Chaetothyriales; Herpotrichiellaceae
Exons: 2
Coding region: 1042-1956 (304 amino acids)
Cellular component (GO): endoplasmic reticulum; plasma membrane
Source: RefSeq, a predicted model, not a curated record